UAUCUGAGGAUUUACUUCAGCCCGCAGCAGCAGCAGCAGCAGCAACACACGCCACACAGUCUUGGUGCACACAUUGGCUCUGUGGCGGACAUCAGGGGCACUUCCAGGUGGAGGACAACGCAGCGGGCACCCUGCAGGACCCAGACAUGCCGUGUGACGGGCUGCAGGUGGUGACAUGCGCCGUGCUGACGCUGCUGUGUGGGGCUGCUGUGUGUGUGAGCGCCGUGAUGGAGGCUGCUGACUCCUGCCCUGCAGAGUGCGACUGCUCCGAGUGGAGGACGCGCACCAUCUCCUGCGUUGACAUUGAUAUUCUCCCCAGGUUCCCGGCGAGCACCGAGGCGCUAUGGUUUUUCGAGACCCAACUGUCAUCCAUGCCAGCGGAUGUCUUUUCCAACUUGGUCAACAUCUCAUGGAUAUAUAUAUCAGUGGACGUGAAGCUGCAGAGGCUGGAGAGGCACUCAUUCUACGGCCUGAGGAAAAUCACCCACAUAGAGAUACGUAACGCAAAGAGUCUGACCUAUGUUGACCCAGAAGCCUUUAAGAACCUCCCAAACCUCAAAUAUCUGGGGAUUUUCAACACUGGCCUCACUUUCUUCCCUGACUUGACCAACAUCCACUCUAAUGACAUGAACUUCAUAUUGGAAAUUGUUGAUCAUCCCUACAUCACUGAGAUCCCAGCCAACUCAUUCCGUGGCAUCACCAGCGAGGUGCUGACAGUGAUGCUGUAUGGAAAUGGCUUCAGAGAAAUCCAGCAUCAUGCCUUCAAUGGGACCAAGCUGGAUCAAGUCGACCUGCACAGGAACAAGUAUUUGACCAAGAUGGAUGAAAGGGCUUUUGCUGGCACCAUUAGCGGCCCCAUGCUUCUAGAUGUGUCCCUGACAGGGAUCAGCGCGCUGCCGACCACAGGUAUGGAUUCGCUCAGAGAGCUGAAGGCGCGCAACGCCUGGGCCCUCAAGAAACUUCCGCCUAUCAAAACCUUCAAGCACCUCACCAUCGCAAACCUCACGUACCCCAGCCACUGCUGUGGGUUUAAAAACCUCAAAAAGAAACGAGGCUUUUUGGAGUACAUCAUCUGUAACCUGACUGUUCUCCAAGACCAGCAUCACAAGCGCUCCGUGGGGCCCCUCCGCAUGCCUUCCCUCCAAGGGGACAGCGUGGUCGAAACAGUCCCCGACCUAGAGCCAAGUGACGGAGGUCAGACAGACUCCCAGCAAGACUGGUGGAGAGGUGACUUCCAUGGCAGCCUCCACUACCACGCCUAUUUUGGGGGCCAGCCAGAUGAGGAUGUGGGUUUUGGAGAGACCCUAAAGAACCCCCAAGAGGAUACCAGCCAAGAUUUUGACAGUCGUUAUGAUUAUGUGGUGUGUGAGGAGGGAGAGGAGGUGGCGUGUUCGCCAGUACCCGAUGAGUUCAAUCCUUGUGAGGACAUAAUGGGUUUUGGCUUCCUGCGAGUGUCUGUGUGGUUUGUAAGUCUGCUGGCCAUUCUGGGAAACGUGAUAGUGCUCCUGGUGCUGCUCACCAGCCAUUACAAGCUCUCUGUCUCCCGCUUCCUCAUGUGUCACCUGGCCUUUGCAGAUCUGUGCAUGGGGAUUUAUCUCCUGCUCAUUGCCUCAGUAGACCUCCACACACGGGCUGAGUACUUCAACCAUGCCAUAGACUGGCAGACGGGUCCUGGUUGUGGACUUGCAGGUUUUUUUACGGUCUUUGCCAGUGAACUGUCUGUCUACACCUUGACAGUGAUCACUCUGGAGAGGUGGUACGCCAUCACCUUUGCCAUGAGGCUGGAUCGCAAGCUGCGUCUGCACCAUGCAGCAGCUGUGAUGCUAGGUGGCUGGUUUUUCUGCCUUGUCCUCGCGCUGCUUCCUCUCGUUGGGGUGAGUAGUUAUCAGAAGGUCAGCAUCUGUCUCCCGAUGGACACCCAGUCCACAGUGGCUCUGGUCUACAUCUUGUCAGUGCUGGUCCUCAAUAUUCUGGCCUUUCUUGCCAUCUGCGCUUGCUACUUCAAGAUCUACUGCGCAGUGCACAACCCUCACUAUCAUUCUGGAUCCAAGGACACAAACAUCGCCAAGCGAAUGGCUGUCCUCAUUUUUACUGACUUCUUGUGCAUGGCGCCCAUUUCCUUCUAUGCCAUGUCAGCCGUGCUGGACCGGCCACUCAUCACUGUUUCCAACUCCAAGAUUUUAUUGGUGCUAUUCUACCCGCUCAAUUCUUGUGCCAACCCGUUCCUCUACGCCAUCUUCACCAAAGCGUUCAGGGGGGAUGUGUUCAUCCUCCUCAGUAAGGUGGGGCUAUGUCAGCAGCAGGCACAGCUGUUCAGAGGCCAGACGGUGUCAUCGAAAGGCAGCAGCGGGACAUCUCAGGUCCGUAGAGACAAGUGUAAGGUCAGGAAAGGAGAAAGUGGAGGGCAGGAUGAGGUGCCCAUACACCUGAGGAAAUGCUCUGGACAUACCUACCAUCAAGCAGUCAGCCAGCAGGCAGGCCCUGAGGAGAGCCAGAGCCUGAACACGUGAGCCAAACACCAGCUUGAAGAUGUAAAAAGAGAAGUUAGACAGGUUCAGGUGGGACAGGAGAGGCCUUGAAGUGUUUGUCGACAGAUCCGUUUGGAUAUUUCACAGAAAGCUCCAGUAUUCUGUAUCUGCUUCAACUUUCAGGCCAAGUUCAGCUGUUUUCACAAUUACAGCUGUGAUGAUUUUAUGGUUCCAGUUGAUGGAAAAUAUCAAGUGUCAGUGAAAUAUGAGCUCGACUUCAUCUCAUUUAUAGUCCUUUCUAUUCUGAUGGACUGGAUAGAACAGAGUUCAUCGUAAGGAGAAUAGAUAUAAAACUCAAACAUACAUUGAUGAAUAUGUUUUAUUUUUCCAGCAUUUUAUUAUUGUCUUGAGUUUAAUUCAAGUUCCUUAUCUGCUCGCAGUGUGGCAUUGAGGCACAAGAAUAUACCGUACGUCAAGUUGUCUCAAGCAUUUCAGUUUCCAGUGAUAAGAGGAACUAUUUGUGUCGUAUUUAUACUUGGUUCAAGGACACACGGCCAUUCACAGUGGAAUGUGCAUACGGUUGAUGAAAAUACAAAAACACAGCAUUUGUUAUCAUUUCAUCAAUACCUGUACCUCUGUAUAUAAUCUAAAUACAAUGUGGUGUUUGGUGAUUUAUAGAUGAAAAUAUGACAGUGUCUGUAAUUUCUAUGCAUUUCUUAAGGGUGUUUACCUUAAACUGAAAGGAAUUGUGCUCGACUGUAAUGUUGGACACCGGACAUGAGUGUUUAAACAGUGAAAGUGGACUCUUAACUUGUACUUUAAUGUGGCUUAUACCUGUAUCAAAUUGAUAUAUCCCUAUUUUGAGAUUCAUGAA
Hippoglossus stenolepis (Pacific halibut) is the source of this 3342-nucleotide messenger RNA. RefSeq names its product thyroid stimulating hormone receptor (gene tshr). Gene Ontology annotation, biological process: G protein-coupled receptor signaling pathway. Lineage: Eukaryota; Metazoa; Chordata; Actinopteri; Pleuronectiformes; Pleuronectidae. Gene Ontology annotation, molecular function: protein binding; thyroid-stimulating hormone receptor activity. Gene Ontology annotation, cellular component: membrane. The record is from RefSeq and is a predicted model, not a curated record. Bases 147 to 2510 code for a protein of 787 amino acids. The transcript is spliced from 10 exons.